Messenger RNA from Belonocnema kinseyi, 4559 nucleotides. RefSeq names its product transcription factor Sp8 (gene Sp1). The coding region runs from base 334 to 2196 and encodes 620 amino acids. The record is from RefSeq and is a predicted model, not a curated record. Lineage: Eukaryota; Metazoa; Arthropoda; Insecta; Hymenoptera; Cynipidae. Gene Ontology annotation, biological process: regulation of transcription by RNA polymerase II. The transcript has 5 exons. Gene Ontology annotation, molecular function: DNA-binding transcription factor activity, RNA polymerase II-specific; RNA polymerase II cis-regulatory region sequence-specific DNA binding.
UGGCUCGUGCCGGAGAACAGUGGAAAGGGAUCAUUCAGGCAUGAUAAGUACUUUGUUCACAUUGUUUCAUCCAAGUGUUGGAAACAUACUGUCACGAGGUGUCUUUGUGAAAGAGGAGAAGUUCCUAUACUUACAACUAGUGACACUUUGUUGGCCGAAGACUCCUUCUGAUUGUGUCCUGAGAUGAGAAAUUCGAAACUUGAUUUUUGAUAGAAUAAGAUCUUACUUCAUGGAGUGGGUUCGUGUUGCGAAGAGUGGAGUUUUGCAUUAGUGAAUCGAUAAUCUGUGCUUGUUUCGUGGAUUUUUGCAAGUUUUUUGGAGACACCUGACAAGAUGAAUUGCGCUUAUCAGUAUCCACAACCACAUCCUCAAAAUACGAUGAUCAUGACGAGUGUUCCCCAACAGGGACAUCAUUCAACGGAUACUGAGUAUCUUGAGGAUCAUCCCGGACUUAGGGGUACACCUCUAGCGAUGCUGGCAGCGCAAUGCAACAAACUGAGCAGCAAGAGCCCCCCGCCGUUGGCAGACGCAGCGGUAGGGAAGGGUUUUCACCCCUGGAAAAAGAGUCCGCAGAGCAGCGGGAGUUCACCGCAGCACACUGGCGGAAGUGGCUCCGGAUGCACAACUACUGGUGUCACGCAGAGACCUACAGCUACCAGCAGCGCCGGAAGCACCGGUGGUUAUGCCAGAGCACCAGUGACGUCCUGCGCCUCAACGGCGCCACAAUACGGUAGCGAUCUCUACUUCCCGGGCACGGCGAGUGCUCAACCUGCUAGUGACCCACAUCACCAUCAGAGCAGUAUCCUCGGCAAGGUCGAAGGGGCCACCUUGGGUUCAGUCUACGGAAGACAUCCCUACGAAUCCUGGCCUUUUAACACUAUGACAGGUGCCACGCAUGGGGGAAUUAAAGCCGGCGAUGGCUGGUGGGAUGUUCAUGGAGCAGCUACUGGUGGUUGGUUAGACGUGAGUGGAACCGUGGGCGUUGGAGUACAUGCUGCUCAAAUGGCUAACUAUUCAGCUGACUACUCGAGCCUAGCCCUAGCUGGUAAUCACCUACUCACGUCUGCAACCUCCGGACACAAUCUCCUUCAAGACACCUACAAAUCUAUGUUACCGGGUGGACCGCCUGGUUUCGGACUACAUCAUCAUGCAGCUGCGGGCGGAGGUGGUGCUGGUAGUCCUCAAGGUGGCGGAACUGGUGGUGGCAAUGUCAGUCAAGCCCCUUCGCCCCGCUCCCAGAGACGGUACACCGGCAGAGCAACCUGCGACUGCCCUAACUGCCAAGAAGCUGAGCGACUGGGACCCGCUGGCGUUCACCUUCGGAAGAAGAACAUCCACAGCUGCCACAUUCCUGGUUGCGGCAAGGUCUACGGGAAGACGUCUCAUCUUAAGGCCCACUUGCGGUGGCAUACUGCGGCACCUUCGAACCCACACCGGCGAAAAGAGAUUCGCCUGCCCGGUCUGCAACAAGCGGUUCAUGCGCAGCGAUCAUCUCGCGAAGCACGUCAAGACGCACAGCAGCAGCAGCAGCAGCGGCAGCAAGGGCAAGGGGGGAGCGGGGAGCUCGUCGGCCGAGUCCUGCUCCGACAGCGAGGACAACGGGAGUCAGCAGAGUCCCACUUCCAGCUCGGUACCACCGCCUCCGCCACCGGCUCAGGGUCCGCAGGCCCUGGGGGCGGGAGCGGGACAGGACACCAACACCCAGACCAACACCAACAGUCUGUCGCAUCAGCCGACAACGCCCAUGACCCCAAUGCAGAUGACCCCGCCACCUCUAACCCCACACCAUCCCCACCACCCGCAUCUCCCGCCUCUAAUGCACCAUCCUCAUCAUCACGCAUCCGUACCACACCAUCAUCCACACGCGGGGAUGAGCAUGCACUGAGCCCGGUGGGGCCCGGAUCCGGUGGCUGCAAUAACGGUUCAACGGCACUGGGCUCCCCCCUAUCCUACCCCCUAAACCUUAACAUGAUGCAUCAACAACAAAAUCACUCACUCAAUUCUCCUUCCCAGUCCCAUCUUCACAAUCAUCAUCAGCAUCAAUCCCAUCAUCAUUCCCAUCAACACCAGCACCAUCAUCAGCAAUCGCGUCAAAACAAUUCCUAUACGGUAUCGCAAAAUCCCGGUAAUCCUGGCACUCCAGGGACCGCGCAGACUCCCUCACCCUCGUCCCCGGCGCCUGUACAUAGUCUCUAGGCCGAAAUCUCCCCGUGCUACCCCAGCACUCUAAUGUACGAAUCACCGAUCGUUAACGUGUAAAUACUUAUACAUAGUGAGCGCGAGAGAGUACGAAAUGAUAUUAUAUUGAAGCGAUCAUAUAAUAUUGUAUAAAGGAUAAAAAUAGAGAGAAAGGUUAUACACAUCCCUGUGCACGCAGACACAGAUACACUUAAACCUCCCGUCCAAAGUCAAAAAGCUUAUUUACACCAGCAACAAUUUUUGCUACGGUAGCUUUACAUCUCGGCAAGUUUUAUCAUGGUAGCUUUCUAUGAUACCACUUUCUACCAUGGUACAGUAUUGCCAAGUUUCUGCACUUUAAAUAAUCUUAGUAAUUCUGCACCCUAGCGGAACUUUACAUGAUGGAAACCCAUCUUAGACAUUUUUGCAACCAGUUUCUGCUCAUGGCAGCCUUAGAGAAUUUAAUAAAACUUGCCCAGACGUAAACCCAUCGUGGCUUUUGUAACGUCGCAGUUUCUGCAGCAGUGUAAAAAGGCGCAAAAUCUUUCGUGAAGACAUUUGCGUUUGUAAUUCAAAAGAAAUACAUCCUUUUGAAACAGGAAAUCUCUAAUUUUAGAGGAGAACUCUCCUGCUUCAAGAGAGUGACCCACAAUCGCAAAUGUCUCUUUCAUCUAGGAGACCAAUAGAGAUCCAGAAAUCAAUGUUUUAGAAUCAAAGUGCAGUAGUUUGGUUUUGAAAAUUUACUAUUCGAAAAAUUCUUAUCGUGGGUUUUCAAUAAAAAAUCUACUAGUAUUCAUUCCAAACUUUGUAUCUCUAUUUUUCUUACAGUAGAUUUGAAAAUUGGACAGGAUGUUGUACCAUACACCGACUACGUUCCCCCGGAAGUCCCCACGCGAACACCGGAAAUACGAUCGUCGGUCAAGUUACAAACGUUCGACUCGAUGCGAAUCCAAUAUCUCUCGAGUCAGUUAUCAGUAUCAAUUCGACUGAAUUAAUGUUUCAAUAAUUUCCUCGAGUCUGGCGUUUGAAACUUGGACUCGUACGGACCCCAUAUCACCCUUUCAAGUCUAGUAUCUUACUAUUAAUUAAUUAUUAUUAAUUAUUAUUAAUUAUUAUUACUAGAGUAUUAUUAUUAUGAAGAUUAUAAAUUCAUUUUAAAGAGAUACAGAGAAAAAUAAACGAUGCUUUUGUCAGUAAAACCAAGUCACGGCACUAGAUUUCAUUUGAUCAUAACCCUUUCCCACGUCUAACGGACGAUCCGGUCGUCUCGCGGUAUCGUUCGUCCUCGUCAACUGAUAACAACGAGUACUCGUCAUGGCCUUGACGAAGUCUCCUCGCUUGACCCUUGCUCUUGUUACUGCUGUUCUCAUCGAUUCGACGCUACUGGAUGCCGUUCAACAAAGAAAAAGACAUCACCUUUUUCGGAUGGACCAUAGAAAAUUAAAAUGCUAAAAUUUUCCGAGAUCUUUUGCCAAAACUGCUUCAUCUCCCUCUUCGUAUCAGGCUCCCCAGCAGCAGCACGGAUGUCGGAUGCACAACCAGUCUCACGCUGAUAUGUCAUUGAGAAAGGUUUAGACACACGUUAACAGCUUCGAAGCAGUUCAAUGGAAGACGAGCGUGGGUGGCAUUUUGGUUUACAUCAUCAAGAAGGCCAAAGAGGAAAAGGACAUGACGAGCGAUACAUAUGUUGACACUUUGGGACUGGUUAGUAACCAGAAGACACCGGGGUGUCAGAUUUACCAAAGGUGAACCGCUCGAAGGAAGUAACGCGCCCAAAUGCUACUUAGAAACAUGCAUAGGUUUGCCUAGUAAAACUGAGGCUGUGCGAUAUUUCUAUAAGUAUUUUGAAUUCUAUUUUAUAUUUUAAUUACUCUACUACCAAAUAAAAAAAUAGCAUUCCAAUUAUAGCAUUAUCAAAUAAACGACUCAUCAUCAAUUGUAUCCACAUCAAGCUUUGGUUAUAUUGAUGCUAAAAUGUCGCUGAAAGUGCUACAAAUAAAUAAAUAAAAAUGCUAUUGUUUGAUAUUCCCUAAGGUUUCAGAGAGCGUUGCCAUUCUUGUAAAGAAUUUCUAAACUCUGCUCUGGGUUGUUUAAUAUUCCACGUCAGGAGAUUCUCUUUCGUAAAACAGAUUUUUGGUUUGCUCUUGGGUACAAGAAUUCAGGAAUUUAAGAGUUUCGUAAUGAUUGUUUAAAUUCAGGAAAAUGCAUAUAUUUAUUUUUGAUGUUAGAGUUUUCACUUGAUUUUUAGAAUUGUAUUGAACCAUUUGCAGCAAUGAUAUUGUGACUGAAGAAUUUGUCGUAAAAAGAGCACUCGUGUAUGUAAUUUUAUUGUGAAGCCUUUCGACUCUGUAGUCAUGGUUAAAUAAAGAAGAUCGAACUCA